Messenger RNA from Eurytemora carolleeae, 1145 nucleotides. RefSeq lists its product as uncharacterized. The record is from RefSeq and is a predicted model, not a curated record. NCBI's taxonomy places the organism in Eukaryota, Metazoa, Arthropoda, Copepoda, Calanoida, Temoridae. The transcript has 9 exons. The coding region runs from base 484 to 1086 and encodes 200 amino acids.
UUAACGUUGCCUGGGUUUCUAAAAACCUAGAUGAGUCAUAAUUUCCUGAUAUUAAAUUGUAAAUCUAUCCAACCGGUAGAAUUACAAAUUUGAAAUAUCUUAUUUAAAAUACGAAAAUAAAAAAUUAUAAAAAAAUUGCUAAAGAAAGAGGAAAGUGAUUCUGAAACUGAAGAUUUCAAUGAACUGGAUAAAUCACAAAAAGUCUACAAAGAUUCUAAUGAAGACAGAGAUGAAUACAAUGAUAUUGCUGAAGAUGGCAGAGAUCAGGAGGAUGAAACUGUUGAAGAUCAAGUUGUAAAAAAACAAGCUGUUGUAGAUCAAGCUGUUAAAAACCAAGCUGUUGUAGAUCAAGCUGUCAAAGAUCAAACUAACAAAGAUGAUUUCCCAAAUAGUCUUGAGGGCAAGGAUGAUCAGAUUAUUACAGAAGAGGAUGCCGAUGACAUCAGCAAGACGGUAGAGGAUGAACAGAGGCAUCUGGAGGACAUGGAUGACCUAAACCUGGAUGACCUGAACCGAAAGAAGAGAUCUGUGGAAGCUGUGGAUAAUACUACUUCUACCACUACUUCUAAAGAUACUCACAAUUUUUACCAACUCCUCAGAUUUAUUCAGAACGAGGGAUUGGAAGUUAUGAUAUCAUCAUUGUUCCGAUUAUGCUGCUCUAGCCUCCUCAUCAUGGGAGCUAGAAGUGGCCGUCCUUGGUUCCUUGUACCCUGGCUGGUUGAGGAGUGUAUUGAGAUGGCGGGAGGUGCGCUACAGUUCCUUCUACAUAUGUCAAGAAAUGGAGGCUGGACAUUCAUAGGUCUACUUCUGAUUUCUCUACUUUAUGCCCUAGGAGCAUAUUUCAUAUUCAGUGUUUACUCAUUCCACAGCAAGCUACGAUGGAUGUCCAGACAAAGUCAUGAGGUUAUUUCUUCAGUUUCACAAGGUGGAUUCCAGGCAGGGUUAAACUAUCAACGUUUAGAGGAUGAAUGUUGGCAAACAGAUCCAAAUCUAGCAAGAGAAUUUGAUCUAAGAAACUCUGGGUUUGUGAGAGAAAGCAAGAUUUCUGUAGAAGAACCUGAUGAUUAUGUUCUUUAUGUAAAAUAAUUUUUUUUCAAUUAGUUUUUAUUUGAAACUUUUAGCAAAUAAAGUACAUUAUUUUGAUA